Molecule: messenger RNA, 5018 nt
Organism: Vanessa atalanta (red admiral)
Lineage: Eukaryota; Metazoa; Arthropoda; Insecta; Lepidoptera; Nymphalidae
Gene: ed
Product: hemicentin-1
Exons: 12
Coding region: 299-4012 (1237 amino acids)
Biological process (GO): cell-cell adhesion
Cellular component (GO): cell-cell junction
Molecular function (GO): cell adhesion molecule binding
Source: RefSeq, a predicted model, not a curated record
GUUAACCGUCGCUCUAGAGCUACGUUUGUGUUGUACGCCGCGAACUCGCGCUAAAGUUUAUAAUUUAUUGUAUUUGAAUAUGAUACAACCGUGUAAAACAAUGUUUAUGUCAUACUAAUUAAACGAUGGUGGUUAUGUUAAUAAUGUCAUAAUAGUGAAGUUUAAAUUAAGGAGACAUUCCUUACGUGAGUGAAGUAUGGUUGGUAAAGUGCAAUCGCUAAGGAUUUAUAAAAUGCAAUCGUUAAGGAUUUGUUAAACAGUGAAAAAAAAUUGAUUAGAAAGUUUCUGCAGCGCCAACAUGGGGCCAAACCGGUUGCUUUCACCAUUUAUUUGCCUGCUGAUUAGUACAGUUUUUCAGUACGUGUUGAGCGAGAAUGACCAAUAUGAUGCGCGUGAAGGCGAAGAUAUCACAAUGCAGUGUCGGUUCGCGCUGGAUCCAAUACCCAGAGAGUCAAUUACCUACUACUGGGUGCGGAACACCUUUAACGAUCUGGAUAACGUUGCCAUCGGCGACGUUCCCUUAGAAACUAACUACCAGAUAAUGUACGCACCGUCAGAAGGACGAUUCGAUUUGAAGAUAACAAACGUAACGUAUGAACGGGACAACGGACAGUUCGAGUGUCGAGUGAAAGCCGGUGGGUCGGGACGCACAAUGCACUCGCAGGGAUACAACCUCGUGGUACUCACUCAACCACAACCUCCAGUGCUGAACACUGGACCACAGGCUCAAGCACAGGAAGGCAGACAGCUUAACCUGACGUGUUCAAGUGUCGGAGGUUCUCCUAGUCCAAUUAUAAAGUGGUAUCGCGAUGGCUCUAUCCGUGCGUUAGAAGCCGAAAUGAUAGUCGGAAAAACUCGUGUGGAGCCCACCGUGGCCGUACUCACGCUCGAGCCAAGCCGUGAAGACGACGGAGCAACUUUCCGGUGCGACGUGAAGAAUCGCGCCAUGCGUGAGGGACAGCAAUUGGAAGCAACGGUGGAUCUCAGCGUCAACUAUUUUCCACGAGUUGAAAUCGGCCCUGAAAAUCCCCUACGAGUCGAAGUAGAUGGAACUGCAAACAUGGUUUGCAAAGUGGACGCGAAACCUAAAGUGAGCGGUGUGAGAUGGACGAGGGAGGGAAAAUAUAUUUCAAAUUCAUUCAACCAUAUGAUUCAAAGAGUGACGGUGCAGGACGCGGGUAAAUAUAUCUGUAGCGCCGACAACGGACUUGGCCAUCCCGGCGAGAACGAAAUAUACUUGGACGUUCUCUAUCCCCCUAAUGUAGUUGUGGAUUCUAAAACUUAUGAAGCAGAGGAAGGCGGGAACGUCGAAAUUAAGUGUGAAGUAUCAUCAAACCCUGAACCCAUUUCAAUAGAAUGGACUAUGGAGGGUCGAAAUGAUUUUCGUCAAAAAGGAAAUAUUUUAUUACUCACCAGAGUAAACGCUGAUAUGGCGGGAACUUACGUCUGUCGUGCUGUAAAUGUAGUUUCGACAAGCACCGGCAACAAAGUAGAACGAGCGGGCAGUGCAUCCGUUGCUGUACUCGUGAGACAUAAACCUGGUCAGUCGUAUAUAAGUCCCGACAAUCCUGUAGCGCAGGAAGGAAUGGGAGUAACUUUAACGUGCAGUGCGAAACCUCCCGGCUGGCCAGUGCCCCAGUAUCGCUGGUUCCGUGAAAUCGAAAUGGAAGUUGGUGACUUAAAGCCGUCGGUUCUCGCCACCGGGAAUAAGUACGUAAUACCGAGUGCACACCUCGGUAGCGAGGGAGUGUAUCAUUGCCAGGCUACUAAUGAACUCGGACACAGCGAACUCGCUACCGUUAACCUAGAAGUACAUCAGCCUCCUCGGUUUCAAUCUAAAUUGCAGCCGCACAUGAUUAAAAAUUCUGGCGAAAGAAACUUCUCUUUGACCUGUGUUGUACUCGGCAAGCCUUUACCUAAUGUGAAGUGGUACAAAGAUAAUGCCGAAAUACGUCCUGACGCUAAUCUGUAUGAAGUUAAAACGGAGAUCAAUAAGAGCAGAAACGCCGUGUUUAACAUACAAAGUGUUCUCUGGUUCCACGGAAGAGCGAGACCGAAUGGUGAUGAUUUACUGCCUGCUGAUCGGGGCGUAUAUUCCUGCUCUUUUGAAAAUGAAGUAAAGAAAGUCGAUUCCUCUAUGCAGCUACGAAUUGAACAUGAACCGAUAUCUGUCAAACAGCAAAAGAAAGUCGCCUACGAUUUGAUGGAAAAUGCUGAAAUAUCAUGUCGGGUACAAGCUUACCCUAAGCCUGAGUUUCAAUGGUUCUACGGAGCGACUCCUGCGCCCCUGCAGAUAACAUCUGACGGCCAUUAUGAGAUCAUCACGACAACAGACGAAAACGACUCCUAUUUAAGCGUACUAAUGAUUCGAAGCGUAAGGGCUCGAGAUUACGGUGAUUAUUAUUGUAAAGUGAAAAAUUCAUUGGGAAAUAUAAGUCCCCAAAUUCGCUUACAACCCAAAGGCGCCCCGGAGCCACCAAAAAAUUUAGCCAGUCAGAAAGUUGAUGCGACCUAUGUCACAUUAAAGUGGGAGGAGGGUUUUAAUGGAGGGCUGACGAGCACAAAAUAUUUUGUCUGGUACCGCCGAGUACGAAACUCAGCCAAUGGGGAACAUUGCAGCGCGAAACAAACUGAUGCCUUCGAUUGGAAAGAAUACGAUUGCGGUCGGUCUAAUCCAUGUAACGUGACUCAUCUCGACCAGCACAAUUCUUACUAUUUCAAGGUUAAGGCGGUUAACACCAAAGGACAGAGUAAUUAUUCUAAUGAAAUUUCGGUGACGACGAAGGUGGAUAGGAUAAUACCUCCAGAUACAGUUCACUAUAAUCCCAGUACGAGAAUGGUUCGCUUCACCGUAGCAGCGACCUGCCUGCCACUCGUCGGGGUUAUCGAGAAACUAAUGGGCUCGGAUGGAUGGCAGGUGGUGGACACGAUGCCGCUGUCGCCGCCGGCGGCGGGCGCGGCGCUGCAGGAGAAGCAGCUGGACCUGCCCGCGCCCAAGCGCGCGCGCGCCGGCGCCGAGCCCGCCUACGACGCCGACCUGCGCCUGCGCCUCAAGCUCUGCCUGCAGAACAACCAGAACGUGUGCAGCGACAACGUCGACGCGCAAAUUGGUACAUCGUUCGCAGAAGAAGCAAUAACAUUGACAACGUCUACACUUGUCGCAAUAAUAAUCUCGAGUCUCGUUUUCCUUCUGUGUUUGAGUCUCUUGGUUAUAUUUUGUCGCUGCAAACGCAAUGAAAAUAAGAAAGAAACGUCAAAAGACUACGAAAUGGAUUCCAUGCGAUCACCAAUGGGUUCGCCUCAGAAUCAAGCACCACCACCUUAUUAUCCUAGCACCGGUAUGGAAAAUAAGGCCCUCGAAAAUUCUAUGGACAUACCACUCACGAUGGACGACUCCAAGAACACUGUGUAUGCGACUCAAGGAGGCUAUGGAUACCACAUCGCUCCCCACACGCAAACACAUCCAGGACAAAACAUGACGAAUACAGAUUGGGUGAAUAUGGGAUACAUUGAAAAUAGCUACGCUAACAGCAACAACGGGGGCAGCGUCAACUCGCAGGACUCGUUGUGGCAAAUGAAGAUGGCCGCGGCUAACAAUCCACCUGGAAUGUCUCCCCACCAGAUGAUCGACCGACAGAGCAAUUAUGGAUAUGAUCCCAUCGCACAUGGCGGCUACGGAACAAUCGACGACUACGCCUCCUACCCCCCUCUGCCCCACGGGACACAACUACCUGCACCGGAUUAUGGACUACGUAACUCUCAAAACCCCUCGAGACAGGACUACUGCUCUGAUCCCUACGCCUCCGUUCACAAGCCCAAGAAACGCAUGGACCAACAUAUCGAGUCCCCGUACCACGAGGUGAGCGGGCUGCCGGACGGCUACGCGGGCGACGACGCGGCGGGCGAGGACAAGCCGCCGCACCUGUCGCUGAGCUACGACGAGUCGCUGGAGUCGGGCUACUCCACGCCCAACUCGCGCGCGCGCCGCGUCAUCCGCGAGAUCAUCGUGUAGGCCGCGGCCAUAGACAUUGCGCAUGGGUAUAUCAUUCGAUGCAUUUCUGUGACGUUUAUUGAUUCAUGGAAUAUUCUUAUCCGACUUUGACUCGAUCGGCUAUAAAUUAAAUAUGCUACCGCAAUUAAGUUAGCGAUUGAAAAAUUAUAAACCACCGACCUAAUGUGGGUAGCUACUGAUUACUGCUUCUCUCUCUCUCUCUCUCUCUCUCUCUCGUCGCCCUCCGAAGGUGAAUUUUCUAUUUGUUUUAUGAUCUUAUUAUGAGGAAUACCCUCUACUCGACUAAGAAUACUCAUUUUGCCCGUGAACUGAGGGCAGAAUGUUAGCUAAUAAUAGGAAGUAAGGGGGCGCGGAAAUCUUGAUCUCGGUCGCUGCGACCGGAUGGUGAGGCUGGCGCUGAGUAUGAGUAAGAUAAAAUUAAUUAAUGAGACUGUCUCCGAAUACUUCAUAUAACUGCGUGUAAAUACAUUUACGCAUUAGAUUAGUGAUAAGCUAGAAAUAAAUCUUCAAAAUUAAUAAUUAGUUUAUUUUGUAUUUUUUUUUUAAACAUCCUUUAUUUAUUUUUCAAAUAAUGAAAUGUUUAAUUUUUUAAACAUUUUCUCAUUGAGGGAAAGGCAAAAGCAUUCCAAAUACAGCCAAUAACUUAGUUAUAUGUAUAUUCACACUCUGCAUAAAAUGUAUUAUUAUAUUAAAAAAGGACGGAUACGGAUAUGUAAGCCAUAAAACUGUCUGUAUGAAUUAUUCAACAAAAAAAGGCGUUAAAAAUACAAAUAAAUUGUAAUAUAUAGGUACUAAUGAAAUGUGUCUGCAUAUGUACUUCUUUUAUUAAAUAGUGUCUUUAAAUAUAUCGUACUGUACUUGUAAAAUGAAUGGGUUGAGUGUAAGGUACCACAAACUGUGUUUUUGUUUUACCAAUAUACUAUAGUGAAAUACAUUAUACUAUAGUGCAAAUUAAAUCACAAUAAUAUUUAAAUUUGAAAAUCAUCUGAUAAUUGCGAUGUAACAG